UGACUGGCCUGUUGCUACACAGGCUGCUUGCUGCUUUCGCCCGCCCACUACCUUUACAGUGCCACCUUUUAUCUUUCUGAAGAGCACCUCGAACGGCCACAGCCACACUUUUGCGAACAGAGCGGGGAUUCGCAGCACAGCCAUGUCCGAGGAAGUUGAAGAAACGAGGACUUCGGAGGAACAGCAGGAAAUGGAGGACAAGGUAAUCAGCCCAGAAAAAGCAGAAGAGAUCAAACUGAAGGCCAGGUAUCCCAGUCUUGGAGCCAAGCCAGGGGGCUCUGAUUUUCUCAGGAAGAGACUCCAGAAGGGGCAAAAGUAUUUUGAUUCUGGUGACUACAACAUGGCCAAGGCAAAAAUGAAGAAUAAACAGUUGCCAUCUGCCCCAGCGGAGAAGACCGAGAUCACAGGGGGACACAUCCCAACACCUCAGGACCUGCCUCAAAGAAAGACUUCCAUUGUGGCCAGCAAACUGGCUGGUUGAUGAUUUUGUUUACUGUUUUGCUACCAUUCCCACGUCCAUUUAACAUCUACUUCACAUCCUGCUGUUUACAGUUUGUUUAUUUUUCUCCUUUUGUAUGUAUUCUCUGAGAACAAGUCACGUACCAAGCUAAAUACUUGAACAAUUGGCAACUGUGAGUCACAUUAGUAACAUUGGUUUGCAAUGACUUGCUGCUGGUCUCCAUCUCAUCCUGACCUCUAAAAUGGCCUUAAAAUUAAUGAACUGUUGUUCCUCUUGAGCAAUAUUUGCUCCCUCUGUGAGAAUAUUAGUUGUGAAUCUUGCCUGAAAUGUCUUUCACUGACUGGAAAUUGAGGUUUCUUUCCAUAAAAAUCCUCUUGUCAUGUCUGCAGUGUGCAUGUGCAGUUGCACUGUGCCACUUGUUUUGUAAAUAAAAUAGUUUUGCAUAAUA
Molecule: messenger RNA, 908 nt
Organism: Archocentrus centrarchus (flier cichlid)
Lineage: Eukaryota; Metazoa; Chordata; Actinopteri; Cichliformes; Cichlidae
Product: cAMP-regulated phosphoprotein 19
Exons: 3
Coding region: 143-481 (112 amino acids)
Cellular component (GO): cytoplasm
Molecular function (GO): protein phosphatase inhibitor activity
Source: RefSeq, a predicted model, not a curated record